AUGAAAACAAAUCACAUCCGGCAUCUUGUUUUGCGUCUCGUCAGACUGACAAUCAUACAACACCUCCUGUUGGAGUAUUUGACGGCCGUCCUCAAGUCUCCAGAAUCCCUACAGACGCAUCAAGAGCAUCAAAAUCAUCCGAAGACAGAACAGGACCCAACGACAGAGCCGCAGGACCCCACGGCAGAACAGCAACAGCCGCCACCAAAGCAGGAAUCCACUUCUCUUGUGCCCAACCUGGAGGAUGCAUCGGCCGAUGGCACCGGAGAGGUCGCGGAAGACGGGGAGGAGGAGGAGGACGGGAAGAAGAAGGGGAAGGCUGCACGCGAAGAAAGUCUCCAGACCCUGCUCGAGACCCUCCUCGAGGCCCAAAUAGUGUCCAUGCUGCACACACGGGAGGGCGUUCGGGCUGCCCUCGCUGUGCUCUGGCUUUGCCCGCCCAAAGAUCGCAAGACGCUGGUCCGCUCACUGAAGACCUUCGUGGCCUCCCUGGCCUAUGACGAGCACGGCCACCUCUUCCUGAUGGGCCUUCUGGACGCCGUGGAUGACACCAAACUCAUCUGCAAAUAUGUCAUCAAGGUAGGAUUUGCUACAGCUUUUUUUAAUCAGCCCUAA
Molecule: messenger RNA, 615 nt
Organism: Dibothriocephalus latus
Lineage: Eukaryota; Metazoa; Platyhelminthes; Cestoda; Diphyllobothriidea; Diphyllobothriidae
Source: the annotation of a GenBank genome assembly